UUCACCAUACAUGUUCUGGGUAGUAAUGUAAUUUUAUAAAAGCAAAUAAUCCUGAAUAUACUUUACAAAUACGUUUCUUUCAUGGAUACGUCAUGUCAAGACCGAUUUUUGUCACCUGUUACAAUAUGGCUUUGCGUGUCUAUUCUAUUGCAUCUAUGGCAAUAAAAUAAUUUAAAUUAAAUCUAAAAGUUUUAUAGGCGUGUAAAAAAAAUGAAAAUGAAGUCAUCGUGUAUGAAGGGAAAAGGUUUUUUGCUUUCAUGGUUUGACAGAAACCAUACACACGACCACACGAACCUCUUUCUACUACAACUUCCUCCAAACUGGACCCUUGACGACUCCCUAUUUGUAAAAGUUAAAACAAAAUACAAUAUCUAUUUUGACACAAAAAUUAUCUAAAAGUAAACAUUAGUAAAGAUAUAUUAAAUCCAUCCAAAAAUCAGAAAGAUUGGUCACAGUUUUUGUGUUGUGUUAGUCAAUUAUUAUUUUCAUCAUUUUUGCUAUAAAUUACGUGGGAAAUGAAAAUUGAUCGCCCGAUGGAGGUGUGCUUAUACACACUUAAGUAUGAAGAGAACAUCCAAACAGCGCGUCAACUCUACUUGAAACUUUCAAGUGAAGGUAAUAUCAUAUUCAUCGCAGGCAAUAAGAUAUGAUGGUCAAUAAAUCAGAUUUCAAUCACUAAUACGCGUCAUUGAAACUUGAAACGUCGGUUCCGAGUAUGAUAUAUAUUUGCAUAUAAAAAAUUUACAUUAUUACACAUUUAUUACAUUAGUUUGUCACACAACGCGGCUAUAAAAAAGUAAGUAUCUGUGUGGCUUCGGAAAUUAAUAAGCGUUACACAAUAUUAAGUUGUGUAACUUACGGAGAGAGUCUCUUGCCAGUCGAUUUACUUCCGAAUUGGAUCCCCGAUCGGACCUCUGGUAAUGCGGCGAAGGUGCAGUGGUGUUGCAACUGAUGAGGGCAACAGCAGCAACCAGACCAGUCGCCACUUAGUGGUCGACUCGCGUGGUCGCGGCGCUACACCUCUCACUCGCAACCGGUUCAACAAAACUUUUGAUAAAUAAACAUGUAAGCUGCGAGUGUUGGACCAUAGACGAUUAACUUUUUCACAUUCACUAUGGAGUCGGAAAAGGAGGCGAUUCAAGUGCGCGAUGUGUCGUUCGUGAAACCAAAUUACAUGCUCAUGUCCUUGCAGAGGAUAUUAGUGUUAACUGUAAUACUAGCCGGAGUUAUUGUCGUGGUUUAUUACACGCCGAUGCCAGAGGAGUAUUUCGAGAACUGUGACCGAGAAUGUCACGAGUUGGAUUGGCCAAUGAUCUGUCGUGUGAAACUAGUCAUAGAGGUGUACAAGACGUUAAGCAAGUCCUGUGGCAGUUGCACAGAGAAGGGAGGAGGUGACUGUCCGGCAACAUGUAUAUCUGCAGAUGGAAGGGAGCGAGGCGUCCUGGUAGCCAACAGAGAGCUCCCAGCACCUACCCUCCAUGUUUGCCAAAACGACAUAUUAGUUGUGGACGUGGUGCAUCGAGCCCCAGCACACGCACUCUCUAUUCACUGGCGAGGACAACCACAGAAGGAGACUCCCUUCAUGGACGGAGCUCCAAUGUUAACCCAGUGUCCCCAGCCAGCGUACACUACAUUCCAGUACAAGUUCCGAGCGUCGGCGGUGGGUACUCACAUGUACCACGCGCACUCCGCUGCUGACGCCGCAGACGGCCUUGCCGGCGCCUUCGUUGUCAGACAGUCUCCACGACUAGAUCCUCUAAAGAAACUUUAUGACGUAGAUGCCACAGAACACACAAUCUACGUAUCCGAAUGGGGCCAUUCAAUGGGACCUCUGGCAGGAGUUAUAUCGCGUAUACCUAACGCAGAAUCACUUCUAAUCAAUGGCAAGGGAAAAUCAUUUGAAUCUCCUGACGCUCCGCUGUCUUCUUUCAAAGUGGAACAUGGUAAAAGAUACCGAUUCCGUCUGGCGUAUGGCGGUGGUUCGAAGAGCUGUCCUAUUCAGUUUUCAAUUGAUCAUCAUUCAUUGGAAGUCGUGGCUUUAGAUGGUCAUCAAAUUGAAACAAAGCGAGUGCGCACGAUAGAGUUAGGUAGGGGUGAAAGAGCUGACUUCAUAUUGGAUGCUCGAAGAGUGCCUGGAGUGUAUAAAAUAAAAGUAGUUGCAGUCAAGGAUUGUCAAGACAAUUUAGAAGGUUUAGCAACCUUAGUGUAUGACAAUAAAGAUAAAACAGUGAUACAUAAACAGGACACAGUUGGUACCAAUGUGUUCCGGGAGUUAACAACAGUGUCUAGUGAACGUUGUGAUUCUGAGGAUGUGUUAUGUUUGCGCGAGCUCCACGCGGCUGACAAGCUGCCUGCCGAGUUGGCCGACAAUCUGGACGAGAUAAUUUAUGUGCCUUUUAAUUAUUCUACGAGGCAAAUUUCGGCGAAACGAGUCGAAAGUUGGGGUCAGACCGACGGGCACCGGUUCACGUACCCUGCAUCUCCGCUCCUCACGCAGGGUGGUGAUGUAGGUUCCAGUGCCUUCUGCUCCUCCGAACCGGGACAUGGAGACGAAUGCGUGCACGUCAAGAAUGUGCCUCUUCAAGCUACUGUGGAGCUGGUCAUGUUCGAUCAAGGAGGAGAAUCUGACCACAUCUUCCACCUGCACGGGUACAGCUUCUACGUAGUGGGCAUAAGAGAGCUGAACAGAAGCUAUGAUAAAGAAACAAUCAAGAAGUUGAAUGAAGAAGGCACGCUCUUCGAUAAAAAUCUAGAAGACCCAGUCCUGAAAGACACGAUAGUUAUUCCGAAAUUUGGAGCUGUUGCUUUACGCUUUAAGGCUGAUAAUCCAGGGUUCUGGAUGAUGAGGGACGAAAGGUCCAGCCACUGGACCCGAGGACUGGACUUCAUCCUGAAGGUCGGAGAGGAAAGGGACUUUGUUCAAGCCCCACCAGACUUUCCCAAAUGUGGGUCCUACGUCGGUCCCGAAUACUUCCUUAUAUAAAACGGACCCCACGUCAUUAAUAAAGUUACCUUUUAGAUUGUAUUACUGCUCAAUUUAUUUAUUUGAUUUGUGAUAUGUUUGUGUAGGUUAUUAUUUUUGUUCAGCUGAAUUGGUUUUCGAUUGAAGGACAAAUAAGGCUUAGAUAGCGGAAUAGGAAAUAUGAUAUCAAAACUUGAAGAAAUUGACUUCAGAUGAGAAAUGUAUUACUUUUGCCUAGUGUAGAUCUAUUGAAUUAAAAAUAUAUUUCCUAUAAGUUAGGUUUUGUAUUACCAGGGUAAUUAGAAACUUAUUUACGUGAUAAUCAUGCUAAUCUUCGUCACCUUUUACCACUACCGCCGCCGGUGUAACAACAAAUGUUUAACAUUGAACUUUUCCUACUGGAAAUAGGCGUCAAGAUAAAUACAAUCACUGUACCAAUAGAAAGCUGUCAAACUGUUAAAAUCUAAUAAGAAUAACAACUCAUUUGUAAGCGGCUAUUACUGUGUCGACAAUAAAAAUCUUUACGAUAAGUACUUAUACACAAUUUACACUAAUUUUAGAAUUGUAAAUAAAAAUAAAUAUUUCUUAAGUAAAA
This is a messenger RNA of Trichoplusia ni (cabbage looper), 3557 nucleotides long. RefSeq names its product laccase-2-like. Gene Ontology annotation, cellular component: plasma membrane. Gene Ontology annotation, biological process: iron ion transport. NCBI's taxonomy places the organism in Eukaryota, Metazoa, Arthropoda, Insecta, Lepidoptera, Noctuidae. The record is from RefSeq and is a predicted model, not a curated record. Gene Ontology annotation, molecular function: oxidoreductase activity; copper ion binding. The transcript is spliced from 5 exons. The coding region runs from base 1115 to 2983 and encodes 622 amino acids.